AAACUCGCGUUUCAUGUAUCGAACGCACACAAACGGACAUUCCUUUAAAUUCAACUUCUCUUUCAAAAGCCUCAUACGAGGCUGUCAAAGAAGACAGCAUACCCACGUUCUGAUUCCUCUAUCCUUCAUGUGAUAGUAUUUCGUUUGACAGUCGGUUAUUUUGCUUUCGUAUAAGCAAGAAAUAGUGAAAGUUAUUGAUUCAUAUUGUGAACUACGUUUCAGUGAUAUUUCGUGCUUCUUUUUCCGCGGGGAAUAAUUGUAGGAAGUUAGUAAAAAAAAGAUAGACAAAAUGAAAGUGGGACUGUUGAAAACUUUUUUACAUUAUUUCAACCUGCAACAGGGUACAGUGUUGAUAGCUGUAUUUCAAUUGUUUACAUCCGGGUUUAGUAUGAUAUUUUUCGUGCUAGCAUUAGCACAUGCGAUGGGAAUUCAAGAAAUGGUGGUAAGAGAUACAGAAGACGCUCUUGAAAGGGAAGCCUUAGAAGAUAUAUCGUCUAAUCACUUAAAUACCAGAAAAAUGGAUAUGGCACAUCAUAAUGCAACUGAAACAGUUUAUUCGAUGUACUGUGGAUUAGUGAUCACAGUGAUACAUUUUAUUUCCACUAUUCUACUUUUGUAUGGUGCGCUCACGAAUAAUCGUCAUUUUAUGACACCCUGGAUGAUGAUCAUGAUGACAAUAAUAUCAGCUUUGACAAUUUCUUUGUUCUUGGUACAACAAGAUUGUCCGUUUAUUGCUACCCUCGGUGGCAAAGCUGAUAUUUGCGAACGUAUAAUUGUUCUCUUUCUCGUAAUCACUAGUUCUUACGUAUGGUUCGUCGUCUACAGUAGUUACAAAAGUCUCGAGACGAAGAAGGGAUUAACUCAUGUUCUUCACGAUGUGAAGAAAAAUCCCGUAGUUCCAGUCGUGCAAAAAUCGAAAGCCAUUCAGGCAGACGCGAACAAACCGUUCGAAGUUUAAAGAUACUAUACUGGUAGCGAUAGAAAAUCGGAUUUAUAAUGAUUGUGAAAGAGUGCAAUCGAUGACGAAGAGCUCUUGUUAUCGAAAGAUAUUCUUAAAAUGACAGUGUUUUUUAAACAAAUUUUAAAAUCAGACGACAAGGCCUAUGAUUUAAAUCUUGUCAUCUAAAGUUUUAUAACUUAGUCAAAUAUGAAUGUGUUUCAUUUUUGAUGAAAAAAGAGAAAUUAAAAGGUUGAAAUAGUGAACAAGAACACGUGACAAACUUAUGUUAGAAAAAAACACUGUGCAUAUUACUUCUAUACAUAACAUGACAAAGACAAUUCAUUUUACAGAAGCUCAAAAGAAGUUUGCAGUACAAAAAGCUUGCUUUCGUAUUAUUAUUAUACAUGUUACUUAUUGUUCGUACGUUAUUAAUUGUUAACAAAUUCGCGUUGUUUUUUAGCGAUAUCUUAAACAAUGCACAGAAAAUAAUUACAAUUAUUCUUUAAAAAACAUGUAAAUCUAAACUGCAUAUCGAAAUGCGGCGACGCAUAUAUCGUAAUAUAAAUAUAUAUAUUUUUUAUUUUUAUCAUUGUUAUAACAAAACGUAAAAUUCUUUUAAUUAUCAACGAGAUACUAGAUCGAAAAGCUUAAAUUUACGCAACAUGCAUUCUCUUUCUGUAAGACUGAAUUAUAAUUACUAAUGUUGCGUAAGUUUUUUUAUCAAGUUCCGCACAAUAUUCGAAAAGGAUAGAAAAUGAAAUAGAUCGCUUGCAACUGAUCAUAUUAUUUAUAUUUUAUAAACAAAUACAAUGUUUCGU
This is a messenger RNA of Apis mellifera (honey bee), 1758 nucleotides long. RefSeq lists its product as uncharacterized. The transcript has 6 exons. NCBI's taxonomy places the organism in Eukaryota, Metazoa, Arthropoda, Insecta, Hymenoptera, Apidae. Bases 290 to 958 code for a protein of 222 amino acids. The record is from RefSeq and is a predicted model, not a curated record.